This is a messenger RNA of Ectocarpus siliculosus, 2765 nucleotides long. The record is from the annotation of a GenBank genome assembly. Lineage: Eukaryota; Phaeophyceae; Ectocarpales; Ectocarpaceae.
AUGACGUCUGGGCUGGGGGUCACGGUGCUUGAGGUGUUUGUGGGCGAUCCGAGAUCGAGCGAGUUUGUCGACCAUGCAAGAUAUGGCCAGGAGCUCAAGCUGGACCCGUUCCAGGUGCACGAGUUCACGGACGAGGAUGACGCGGCCGCGGCGGAGUGGCAGCAGGUGGCGGGGCGAAAGCUGACGAAGAUGUGCCGUGCGGGUAUCCCGGAGUACUUCAGGGGGGGAGUGUGGAACAAGGUCAUGUCGCCGACCAUGGAGGAGGCCGGGACGCCGUCGCAUAAGCUCCAACAAGAGCGUAUCUGGACUCGAGUCCUGGAGAGGGUGUUCGAGGGCGAUGGUAUGGGCGAGGAAGUCCCGGGAUACGGGGGGGAGCUGAGGCUGGAGGAUCACUGCAUGAGCGCCGAAGGGCGGGCCGCCGUGAGACGCCUCCUCGUGACCAUCAAGCACAUGUUGGCGGUGGAGUGGAGCCCCUCCCUGCUGGACGUGGUGCCCGUGCUGCUGACCUACAUGCCCGAGAGCUGCGUGUACGGGGUCGUGGAGGAGCUGUGGGGCAUGCGGCCGCUGUUUUUCCCGCACUCGGAGGAAGAGUUCGAGGCCUGGGGGGGGACGUUCAAGAACAUGGUCAAGGACUUCUUCCCCGAGACCUCAAAGGAGAUGUCCAAGUGCGGGGCCGACGAGCCGGAGCACCUCCGGCAGGUCCUGCUCCGCAUGUUGGUUCCGAUACUCCCGCUCAAGCACCUGGUGGUGGUGUGGGACGCCUGGUUCUGCGAGGGGAGCAAGGUGAUCUUCCGCUACGGCCUGGCCCUGCUCAAGAUGUACAAGAAGCGUCUUAAGGCUCUGAAGCUGAAGCAGGGGCAGGGGGCUCAGUGGUGGUCGAAGCUGAGGGACUGGGCGCACGAGCCGUCGUUUUCGUUCGACGACCUCACACACAAGGCGUUCAGCCUUCGGACCAAGAGCGGCCUACGACCAAUCAGCUGGGCCAUGCUGGAGAACUACCACGACAAGAACGAGGCAGAGGUUAAGAGCAGGAUGGACAAGGUGGCCGGGUCGCGGCUGGACCACAAGGGAGUGGCGGCGGACCGAGCGGACGAGGCUCAGCCCUUCUUCUGGCCGCCGUUUCAGCUCACGGCCACCUUCCCGCCCCCGGUGCUCCUGGCCGACGUGCCCGCGAGGGCCAAGCUCGUCAAGUGGGUGCCCGAGAUCUUGCGGCAUAAACGCCUCCGCGUGGUGUUCACGACGGAGAUCCACGGGUACAACCUCGACCUGCUCUACAGCCACUGCCGGACGGUGUCGCCCUCCCUGCUGGUCGUGGAGGCGGCCAACGGAGUUAUCCUGGGUGGAUUUUGUUCCGACUCGUGGCAGUACCCUCACGCGAAGCAGUCGCAGGGCGGCAUGUACGGCAACGGGCAGUGCUUCCUCUUUCGGCUCCACCCGCAACCUACCACCUGCCGAUGGCAGGGGGGCGCCGUUGCCGCGGAUAUCAUCAAGCAGCACGCGCAAAAGCAAACGGGGACAGGGUUUCACCUACCCCACGCGAGUAGACAUCGCUCCUCUGGGACGGGUCUUGCGGCCUUGAGCGCGCACAGCAGCAGCCACGCGCUCAGCAGCUGGAGUAAGGGUGAGAGCAAGCACGGCGGGAACGGCGAGUCGCUCGGCAGCAGCAAGCACGGCGGCCGGUUAGGGCAGAGCAGCAGACACGCGGAGGCGAAGAGCUCAGGCAGCGCCGCCAGCAAGAGAGAGGUGCGAUCGGCAAGCAGUCACAAACAGCGCGGCAGCAUGCUGCGGUCGGAGUCGUUCGGGCUGGGGAGUGUCCACAAGAAGCAGCCACCAUCGGUGGCGACGGAGAGCUUCAUGAUGACCACCAAGGACUUCCUCGCCAUGGGGUCCAGCCCAGUGACGUCGAACUGCGGCCUCAAGCUGUACAACGACCUCACGAGAGGGAGCAGCGACGCUUGCGAGACGUACGGCAACGAGAGGCUGGUAGGGCCGACGACGGCCGACUUCGCGGUCACCUGCGUGGAAGUCUACGCGUUCGACUGGGACGAGGGAAAGGGAAGGGGCAAGAAGACGCCGUUAAAUGGAGAGCGUCGAGUUUUAAUGAUAGACCAGUCGGGAACAUGUCUUGUCGUGUUGUGUUCAUUUUUUUUUUUUGUCUCGUUUUUUCGUUUCCGUCCGCCCCUUGUUUCACGCACUCGCCUCAGAUACAUGUACAUGCAUGGGGGGUAAUUUGUCACGGUGAAUCGUGCGCUAUGCGUGCACUUUUGUUCCAAGGGCGCUCGUAUCGCCCAGCGCAAUCCUCCCACCCCCCCCCCCCACCCGGUCGUGUUACUUGGUACUUGCGUAGCAGCUCUUGCUCUGCGGCUGUUUGCCGGAAGCGGAAAACGAUGCGGUAUUGGUGUGGAUUUUUCUUUUUUUUUGUUCGCUUUCUGACAGGAUGAGCGAGACAGAGAAGGGACAAGAGCUUGCUUCCGUUCUCGCUUGUGGAGGGUGUGCGUGGAUAUUUGUAUGUGCGUGUUUAAUUUCUUUGAGAUUCCUUGUUGUUGUAUGGCCCGCUAUAGGCCGGCAAAACGGACGCGGCCGGCUAUUGUACCGAAAGGGGUAUUUAUCAGGCUUAGGAGACAAAAAAAAACUUGUGGUAAGCAGGCGUUUUCCUCGAGAAGCCAGUAUACAUGGAUGAUGUCAUUCUCGUCUUGCCAAGUUAGUUGCCAACUACUUUUUUGCUGCGAAACGUUCACAGGCUGCUGUGAUGCCGCCCUUUUUUG